Molecule: messenger RNA, 6729 nt
Organism: Huiozyma naganishii CBS 8797
Lineage: Eukaryota; Fungi; Ascomycota; Saccharomycetes; Saccharomycetales; Saccharomycetaceae
Exons: 1
Coding region: 1-6729 (2242 amino acids)
Biological process (GO): fatty acid biosynthetic process
Molecular function (GO): acetyl-CoA carboxylase activity; ATP binding; metal ion binding
Source: RefSeq, a predicted model, not a curated record
AUGAGCGAGGAUAAUCUUUUCGAAGAGGAGUCCACGCAGAAACAACAGUAUGAGAUCACAGACUACUCGCAGAAGCACAAGUCUCUGCCAGCGCACUUCGUCGGUCUGAACACGGUGGAUAAGGCGGAGGACUCCCCGCUCGCCACGUUCGUCAAGAGUCACGGUGGACACACGGUCAUCUCCAAGAUCUUAAUUGCUAAUAACGGUAUCGCGGCGGUCAAAGAGAUCAGAUCGGUCAGGAAAUGGGCAUACGAGACGUUCGGUGACGAUAGGUUGGUCCAGUUCGUAGCGAUGGCCACUCCAGAGGACCUCGAGGCAAACGCAGAGUAUAUCCGCAUGGCAGACCAGUACGUCGAAGUGCCAGGCGGGACAAACAACAACAACUACGCCAACGUCGACCUUAUCGUCGAUAUCGCGGAGAGGACAGACGUCGACGCGGUCUGGGCCGGGUGGGGGCAUGCCUCUGAGAACCCGCACCUGCCAGAGAAACUGGCUGCCUCGAAGAGGAAAGUAAUAUUCAUUGGCCCACCGGGGAGCGCGAUGAGGUCGCUCGGGGACAAAAUCUCGUCCACGAUCGUCGCGCAGCACGCGAAAGUACCUUGUAUUCCCUGGUCCGGUACGGGUGUGGACAAAGUGCACGUGGAUACGGAGACUAAACUCGUCUCCGUCGACGACGACGUCUACCAGCAGGGCUGCUGCGUCUCGCCAGAAGAUGGGCUGGCAAAGGCCAAAAAAAUCGGGUUCCCAGUAAUGAUCAAGGCAUCGGAAGGUGGUGGUGGGAAAGGUAUCAGACAGGUGGAACGCGAGGAGGAUUUCGUGCCCCUGUACCACCAGGCGGCCAACGAGAUCCCGGGUUCCCCCAUCUUCGUUAUGAAAUUGGCAGGUAAGGCGCGUCAUUUGGAGGUCCAAUUGUUGGCAGACCAGUACGGUACCAACAUCUCGCUUUUCGGUCGUGACUGUUCCGUACAGAGACGUCACCAGAAGAUCAUCGAGGAGGCACCAGUCACGAUUGCCAGCCAAGAGACUUUCUCUCAAAUGGAGAAGGCAGCGGUUAGACUCGGUAAACUGGUCGGGUACGUCUCCGCGGGGACCGUCGAGUACUUGUACUCGCACGAUGACAACAAGUUCUAUUUCUUGGAACUGAAUCCAAGAUUACAAGUGGAGCAUCCAACUACGGAAAUGGUAACAGGUGUAAACCUACCGAGUGCCCAAUUGCAAAUCGCAAUGGGUAUCCCCAUGCACAGAAUCAGCGACAUCAGAGUCUUCUACGGGAUGAACCCGCACACCGCCUCCGACAUCGACUUCGAGUUCAAGAACGAGGAGUCCCUGUCCUCGCAAAGGAAACCUAUCCCCAAGGGACACUGCACCGCGUGUCGUAUCACCUCAGAAGAUCCAAACGAGGGGUUCAAACCGUCAGGUGGGUCCCUACACGAACUGAACUUCCGUUCAUCUUCAAACGUUUGGGGUUACUUCUCAGUGGGUAACAACGGUGGUAUUCACUCUUUCUCGGACUCCCAGUUUGGUCACAUCUUUGCAUUUGGUGAGAAUAGACAAGCCUCCAGGAAACAUAUGGUUGUGGCUUUGAAGGAAUUGUCCAUUAGAGGUGACUUCAGAACCACCGUGGAAUACUUGAUCAAAUUGUUAGAGACAGAGGACUUCGAGGAUAACACGAUCACAACGGGCUGGUUAGACGAUCUAAUCACUCACAAGAUGACCGCGGAACAACCAGACCCAACUUUGGCCGUUAUCUGUGGUGCUGCUACAAAGGCGUUCAUCGCCUCCAGCAACGCCCGCAAGGAGUACAUUACCUCUUUGCAAAGGGGUCAGGUCCCAUCCAAGAUGCUACUGCAGACCAUGUUCCCCGUCGAGUUUAUCCACGAGGGGAAAAGAUUUAAGUUCACCGUAGCCAAGUCAGCGGAUGAUAGAUACACACUUUUCAUCAACGGUUCGAAAUGUGAGGUUCGUGCUCGCCAACUGUCCGAUGGUGGACUGUUGAUAGCCGUAGGUGGGAAGUCGCACACAAUCUACUGGAAGGAGGAGGCGCAGGCCACGAGGCUGUCCAUCGACCACAUGACUACGCUCUUGGAGGUCGAGAACGACCCUACGCAGCUACGUACUCCAUCACCAGGUAAGUUGGUUAAGUUUCUAGUUGAGAACGGCGACCACAUCGCCUCUGGCCAACCAUAUGCGGAGAUUGAGGUGAUGAAGAUGCAAAUGCCCCUGGUGUCGCAAGAAAGCGGUAUCGUGCAGCUGUUGAAACAACCAGGCUCUACAAUUGUCGCUGGUGACAUUAUUGCCAUCUUAACCUUGGACGAUCCAUCGAAGGUCAAGCACGCCUUGCCAUUCGAGGGUAUGCUCCCCGAAUUGGGUGCACCAAUGGUGGAAGGUACCAAGCCAGCGUACAAGUUCAAGUCGCUAGUCACCACAUUGGAGAAUAUUUUGAACGGUUAUGACAACCAAGUUAUAAUGAAUGCUUCUUUGCAACAACUGAUCGAGGUGCUGCGUGAUCCAAAGUUGCCAUACUCGGAAUGGAGAAUGCAAAUCUCCGCGCUACACUCAAGAUUACCCCCUGAUUUGGAUGAGCAAUUGGAGCAACUUGUGAACCGUUCCGCUAAGCGUGGUGCCGUCUUCCCAGCCAGACAAUUGGCAAAGAUUUUGGAAACUUCCACUAAGGAGAAGGAUUCCGAUCCAAUGUUGGCUGGCGUUGUUGAACCGCUAAUUGAUAUCACCUUAAGAUACACCAACGGUUUGGAAGCUCAUGAACACUCAGUGUUUGUCAACUUUUUGGAGGAGUAUAAUGCUGUGGAAAAACUAUUCAAUGAACAUAACAUCCGUGAAGAAAAUGUGAUCUUAAAGUUGCGUGACGAAUACAUUGACAACUUGAAUAAAGUGGUGUUGAUCGUCUUAUCCCAUUCGAAGGUCUCUGCUAAAAACAACCUGAUUUUGGCUAUUCUGAAACACUACCAACCGUUAUGCAAGCUUUCAUCCAAAGUCGCCAAUAUCUUCUCUGUUCCAUUGCAGCACAUCGUUGAGUUGGAAUCCAAGGCGGCGGCUAAGGUUGCCCUGCAGGCGAGAGAAAUCUUGAUUCAAGGUGCCCUACCAUCUGUUAAGGAGAGAUCAGAACAGGUGGAGCAUAUCUUGAAGUCAUCUGUCGUCAAGACCUCUUACGGUGACAGCAAGCCAAAACGUUCUGAACCAGAUAUGGAAAUUUUGAAGGAUUUGAUUGACUCAAACUACGUUGUUUUUGAUGUCCUGAUCCAGUUCUUAACACACCCUGACCCAGUUGUCGCGGCUGCGGCUGCUCAAGUUUAUGUUCGUCGUGCUUACAGAGCGUACACUGUUGGUGAAGUGAAAUGUCACGAUUCUUACGAUGGUACAGGCGUUUCUAACCCUCUAAUUGAAUGGAAAUUCCAAUUGCCAUCCGCCGCGUUCUCUUCUAUCCCACAAAUCAAGACAAAAUUGGGGAUGAACAGAGCAAUGUCUGUUUCUGAUUUAUCCUUUGUUGUUGACACAGAGCACACUCCUUUAAGAACCGGUAUUCUACUGGCUGCGGAACAUUUGGAUGAUGUCGACACCAACUUGGCUCAAAGUCUGGAGGCCAUCCCUGAAUAUGUGACCUCCAACGGUCCUCUACCAGACAGAUCGGGGAACUCUUCCACUUUGAGUAACGUUGCAAAUGUUUAUGUUGCCUCUACCGAAGGCUUUGAGUCAGAAAAGGAUAUCUUGAAGAGGUUGAGAGAGAUUCUGGACUUGAAUAAGCAAGAAAUGAUUAAAUCCAGUAUCCGUCGUAUCACAUUCAUGUUCGGGUUCGAGGACGGGUCGUAUCCACAAUACUACACGUACAACGGUCCAUCUUACAACGAGAAUGAAAGUAUUCGUCACAUUGAACCAGCUUGUGCAUUUGAGCUAGAACUGGGAAGAAUGUCCAAUUUCCAUAUCAAACCUAUUUUCACCGAGAAUAGGAACAUUCACGUGUACGAGGCAGUAAGUAGGACUUCUCCACUAGACAAGAGGUUUUUCACCAGAGGUAUAAUCAGAACUGGUCGUAUCCGGGACGAUAUUUCUAUCCCAGAGUACUUAACAUCUGAAGCGAACAGACUAAUGAGUGAUGUUCUAGACAACCUUGAGAUUAUCGACACGUCGAACUCUGACUUGAAUCAUAUUUUCAUCAACUUUUCAGCCGUAUUCAAGAUCUCCCCAGAAGAUGUGGAAGCUGCCUUCGGUGGGUUCUUGGAGAGAUUCGGUAAGAGACUGUUGAGGUUGCGGAUCUCCGCAGCUGAGAUCAGGAUCAUUAUCCAAGACCCACAGACUGGCGCUGCUGUACCACUUCGUGCCCUGAUCAACAAUGUUUCUGGUUACGUCGUGAAAUCUGAAUUGUACACCGAGGUCAAGAACGCUAACGGUGAAUGGGUAUUCAAAUCCCUAGGCAAACCUGGAUCCAUGCAUUUGAGACCUAUUGCCACACCAUACCCAGUCAAGGAAUGGUUGCAACCAAAGCGUUACAAGGCACACUUGAUGGGGACAACUUACGUUUACGACUUCCCAGAACUGUUCCAUCAAGCUUUGGUUACAUGCUGGGACAACAGUAUUGCUGGUAAGGCUUCAAAACUUAAAGCCCAGAACAGAGACGACAUAUUUGUUGCAAACGAGUUGAUCGAGGAUGAGAACGGUGAGUUGACCGAAGUGGAAAGAGAGGCUGGUGCCAACUCCAUUGGUAUGGUUGCUUUCAAGGUGACCAUGAAGACUCCAGAGUACCCUCGUGGCCGUCAAUUUGUGAUUGUGGCCAACGAUAUUACCUUCAAGAUUGGUUCGUUUGGUCCCUCAGAGGACAACUUUUUCAACAAAGUUACUGAGUACUGUACGAAGCGUGGUAUUCCAAGAAUCUACUUGGCUGCGAAUUCUGGUGCUAGAAUCGGUAUUGCCGAGGAACUGGUUCCUCUGUUCCAAGUUGCUUGGAAUGAUGAGUCAAAUCCAGCUAAGGGGUUCCAAUACUUAUAUUUGACUGCUGAUGGAUUGGACGCUUUGAAGAAGUACGGCAAGGAGAGAUCUGUGAUUACGGAGCGUAUCGUCGAAGGUGGUGAGGAGAGAUACGUUAUCAAGACGAUUAUUGGUGCUGAUGACGGUCUAGGUGUCGAAUCCCUGAGAGGUUCCGGUUUGAUUGCUGGUGCGACGUCGAGGGCCUACCAAGAUAUCUUUACGAUUACUUUGGUUACCUGCCGUUCUGUUGGUAUUGGUGCGUACCUGGUUAGACUGGGCCAAAGAGCGAUUCAAAUUGAGGGCCAACCGAUUAUUUUAACAGGUGCUCCUGCCAUCAACAAAGUGCUUGGUCGUGAAGUUUACACAUCCAAUUUGCAACUUGGUGGUACCCAAAUCAUGUACAACAACGGUGUUUCCCAUUUGACUGCUUCAGAUGACUUAGCUGGUGUUGAACAAAUUGUGAAAUGGUUAUCUUACGUUCCGGCUAAGCGUAACAUGCCUGUUCCAAUCUUGGAAAACGAGGAUACAUGGGAUAGACAGAUUGAUUUCGUUCCAACCAAGAGCGAGUUAUACGAUGUCAGAUGGAUGUUGGAAGGUCGUGAAACUGCCGAUGGGUUUGAGUACGGUCUGUUUGACAAGGGCUCGUUUUUCGAGACUUUGUCUGGAUGGGCUAAAGGUGUUGUUGUUGGUAGAGCACGUCUCGGUGGUAUCCCACUUGGUGUAAUUGCUGUGGAGACGCGGACCGUGGAGAACUUGAUCCCUGCUGAUCCUGCGAACCCAGACUCGAGAGAAAGUUUGAUACAGGAGGCUGGCCAAGUAUGGUAUCCAAACUCUGCCUUCAAGACUGCUCAAGCGAUCAAGGAUUUUAACCACGGUGAGCAGUUACCAAUGGUGAUCCUAGCCAAUUGGAGAGGGUUUUCCGGUGGCCAACGUGACAUGUACAACGAAGUGUUGAAGUAUGGCUCCUUUAUUGUGGAUGCUCUUGUCGAGUACAAGCAACCUAUCAUUAUCUACAUCCCGCCCACUGGGGAACUGAGAGGUGGUUCGUGGGUUGUUGUUGAUCCAACGAUCAACCCUGAUCACAUGGAGAUGUUUGCCGAUGUGGAGUCCCGUGCUGGUGUGUUAGAACCUGAGGGGAUGGUUGGUAUCAAGUACCGUAGGGAGAAACUUUUGGGCACGAUGGCCCGUUUGGACCCUGUUUGCAAAGAGUUACGUGCGCAGUUGGCGGACAAGAGUCUGUCCAGUGCGGAACACCAAGAGAUCUCUAAGAAGUUGGGUGCCCGUGAGAAGCAACUGUUCCCCAUUUACAACCAGAUCAGCAUACAGUUUGCCGAUUUGCACGACCGUUCCUCGCGUAUGUUGCGUAAGGGUGUGAUCAGCAAGGAGUUACAAUGGGUCGAGUCUCGUCGGUUUAUUUUCUGGAGAUUGAGAAGACGUUUGAACGAGGAGUACUUGAUCCGGAGACUGGAUGCUGCGUUACCCGAAUCGUCCAGACUGGAGAAGUUUGCAAGGUUGCGGUCCUGGUACCCUUCGAGCGUGAACGUUGACGACGACACUGUGAUUGCGAAAUGGAUCGAGGAGAACUACGAGACGUUGGACCACAAGUUCAAGAGUUUGAAGUUGGAGUCCUUUGCGCAAUCGUUGGCGAAAUCGAUCCGUAACGAUCACGACAACGCCAUCACGGGGCUAUCCGAGGUGUUGAAGAUGCUGUCCAAGGAUGACAAGGAGAAGAUCUUGUCCAAAUUGAAGUGA